AUGCGGCAGCUCGAGUUCUGGCGCCGGAUGCAAAAGACGUACGCGCCGAAUGGGACGGCCACGCCCCAGCAGCGGCAGAUGAUGGAUCAGUUUCUACGGAAUUACUGGCGGAGACCGUCGGCGGCUCAUCAACCGGCUCCGGCUUGGUCCCGGUGGGGGAGUAACAACAAUAACAACAACAUGAUGGGGCAGGGAGCCGCAGCUGGCACAGGGACGGGGUCAGGCAUGGGGCUGGGCAUGUGGUUAGGCGACGGCUGGACCCCGCAGGUGCAGAGCAUGGACCAGGACCAAGCGACGCAGAUGUUUGCGGGCUAUGACCCGUACACGCUAAUGAGUCUCCUUGGGUAUCCCGCCGGUGCGAUGGGGAUGAAUCCAUUCGGAGGCAUGAUGGGCAUAGAUCCUACUGGAGGGAUAGGCAUGGGCAAGGGCAUGAUGGGUAUCAAUAUGAGCCCCAUGAUGAACGACAUGGCAAUGGGAUUGAUGGGUUUUGACCCAACCGGCAGCAUGAGCUUGUGGGGGUUGAUCCGACCAGUAUGA
Molecule: messenger RNA, 537 nt
Organism: Cladophialophora bantiana CBS 173.52
Lineage: Eukaryota; Fungi; Ascomycota; Eurotiomycetes; Chaetothyriales; Herpotrichiellaceae
Exons: 1
Coding region: 1-537 (178 amino acids)
Source: RefSeq, a predicted model, not a curated record